This is a messenger RNA of Pteronotus mesoamericanus, 561 nucleotides long. RefSeq names its product synaptonemal complex central element protein 2 (gene SYCE2). Gene Ontology annotation, biological process: synaptonemal complex assembly. The coding region runs from base 1 to 543 and encodes 180 amino acids. The transcript has 5 exons. The record is from RefSeq and is a predicted model, not a curated record. NCBI's taxonomy places the organism in Eukaryota, Metazoa, Chordata, Mammalia, Chiroptera, Mormoopidae. Gene Ontology annotation, cellular component: central element.
AUGGAGCGACAGGCAGUGGACAUACCCCACGCGGAGAGCAAGGACCAGGAGCCACAGCCUUUGGGGGACAACAAGGAGCAGCAGCAGAGCGAGGAGAGCCACGAAGAGGAAGCUGGUCAGGGGUCAGCUAGUGCCAAUCGCCAGUUGAUGAUGCUGGAAGGGAAGUCAGGACCCUACUUUUCCUCUUUGGACUCAAGCAUCGAGAUCUUGAAGAAGAGGGCCCAGGAGCUGAUUGAAAAUAUUAACGAGAGCAGGCAGAAGGACCAUGCACUCAUGACCAACUUCAGGGACAGCCUCAAGAUCAAGGUUUCUGACCUCGCAGAGAAACUAGAGGAGAGGAUGUAUCAGCUUUAUAAUUGCCACAACAAGAUCAUUCAGGAAAAGCUCCAAGAGUUCACCCAGAAAAUGGCAAAGAUCAGCCAUUUGGAAACAGAACUCAAACAAGUAUGCCAUACUGUGGAGACUGUGUACAAAGACCUAUGUGUCCAGCCAGAGGCUACUACUUUGGAAGAAGAACAAACCCAUAAAGAUGGCGAUUGCUGACAGCUUUCUGAGAGAGUC